Molecule: messenger RNA, 2028 nt
Organism: Rotaria sordida
Lineage: Eukaryota; Metazoa; Rotifera; Eurotatoria; Philodinida; Philodinidae
Source: the annotation of a GenBank genome assembly
AUGGCAACUGAAAACAUCAACAAAAUAACUAAAGACUUCGUUGUCAUCUGGUUAGAUAAAACUAUUGAAGACAACAAAGAUAAUCAAAACACAAAAGCAUUUAUACGACAACUGGUUAAAGGUCGUUUACUAACAUUCGAUGACCAAGAUAAAUGUAUUGAUCAUGUAACCGAUGAACUGACCACAAAACGCGUAUUUCUUAUUGUUUCGAAUACAUUAGGCGCAAAUGUUGUACCACAUAUACAUGAAUUACCAUAUAUACAAUCGAUAUACAUAUAUUGUGGUGACAGAAAAAGUGCUGAAAUAUGGGCUAAACCAUAUUCAAAAGUCUCUGGUAUAUUCACAAGAAGAGCAGCACUAUUAGAUAAAAUUGGUAAGGAUGUUGGUGUAUGUGAUAAAGAUGAAGAUUUACCAAUGAGUAUAUUUCAUCUUACGGAACGUGAAAAUACAUUGCAACAAUUAACUAAAGAAAGUGCAACAUUUAUGUGGUAUUGUUCAGUUCUAAUUGUUCUUCGAUUGAUGGCAACAUACGGUGAUUCAAAAAGUGAAAUGAUUGCUGAAUGUCAAGCAGCUUAUCAUGACAAUGAAACCGAACAAAAGAAAAUAAAUGAUUUUGAGCGAAACUAUUGUGCAAAAGAAGUAUUUUCGUGGUAUACAAAAGAUAGUUUUGUAUAUCGAUUAUUGAACAAAGCUUUACGAACACAAAAUAUUGAAGUUAUAUUUAAAUUUCGAUUUUUCAUUAAUGAUCUUCAUAAUCAAAUCGAACAGUUUUAUUAUCAAUAUUUAGAUAAGCAUUCUUCUAUUAUUGAUCAUCAUUUAAAAGUUUAUCGUGGUCAACGUUUAAAGAUGACAGAAAUUGAUAUACUUAAACGUAAUGUAAAUGAACUUAUUUCAAUGAGUAGUUUUUUAAGUACUACAUUGAAUGAAGAAUUAGCUAAAGUUUUUGCUGGUACAAGUGGCCAAUUGAAUGAACCAUCACCAUUACAAUCUGUUCUUUUCAUAAUUGAUAUAUGCAAUAUGAAUAAAGAAAUGACACCAUUUGCAAUCCUUGAAAACUCGCCGUGUUCUCAAGGUAAUGGAGAAGAUGAAGUACUGUUUUCGAUAGGUGCUAUUUUUAAAAUUCAAUCAGUUAAACAACAAGGCAACAUGUGGUAUGUUCAUUUACAACUAAGUAAAGAACAAAAUGAAGAUAGUCAAAAUCUUUCCGAUCAUAUGAUAAAGCAAAUUGGACCAAAACCAGAUCCAUUGUCAUUCUGUUGGGUUCUUUUUCGAAUGAGUGAAUAUGAAAAAGCCGAACAUUAUGCAAAAUAUAUGCUUACACUAUUUCUACCAAAUGAUAAAGGAAUUGGAAAUACUUACAGUUUACUAGGUCUUAUCUAUUAUGAUACUCAUAAAUUAGAGCAAUCCAUUGAAUGUUAUGAGAAAGCUCUUGAUAUUUAUUCUCAAUUGAAUUGUCAUGAUAGUUCUCAAGCUAUUGCUACUCAUUGUAGUCUUGGUUUGGCUUAUUUAGCAUCAGGAGAUACUCGAAAUGCAGAAGAACAACAAACAUUAGCUGAAAACAAAUUAUCUAAAUCUUCUCAAUUUAAAAAUCCAUUACUUACAUCUCAAGUAGAGAGUCUUAAAGCGAAAAUUCAAGCAGAAUAUGGUGAUGAUAUAAGCGCUUUAAAAAGUCUUGAACUAGUUUUAAAAGAUAAAGAGCAACGCCUACCAUCAGCUCAUCCUUCAAUAGUAUCAACGCUGAGUGCAAUAGGUAUUGUGCAUGAAAAUAUGAACAAUUAUGUGAAAGCAUUCGAAUAUUUUAAACGAGCAUUGGAACUCGGCAAGAAAAGCUUACAAAACGACCACAAGGAUUUAGCUGAGUACUAUAUGAAUAUUGCUCGUAUUUAUGACAAACAACAACAAUUUAAACUUGCUUUGCAACAAUUUGAAUUAGCACUAAAUAUUAUGUGGAAUUACCGAGAAGAAGAAGGUGCAAAGAUUGCUGAACUAAGUAUGCAUAUCGACAAUAUGAGAAAAAAAUUAUAUUAG